GUGGGUGUUGAUGGGUGGUAAAAAGAGUAGUGUCGAUCCGUGAGCUUGUGCUUCGGCAAUGUGCUGAGUGCGCCAGCAAGAGAGAAUUCACGUCCGCGCUUUAGGUGCUGAGUGGGUGAAAAGGGAGUGUGGUGGAUGGUCAGUUCAGUGAGGAAAAUGGCGCCGUUCGUGUAGUGUUCGAAUAAUGUGCUGCUUCUGAGCGAGUGAAAAAUCAAGAAUUUAUUGUUGCAGUGACGGAAAUAUCGAAAUAAUUCAUUCAAGUGGUGUUAGUUUUUUCUGGUUGGGCCAUUUGUAGGUCAAAGCUGUUGCACAGGUUGCAAGGGUUCGGCUAGCAAGCUUUCAAAGGAAGAAAAAUGAGCAUCCAUUGAUGAUGGUGAAAAAUUGGCCUUGUCGUUGAAUUGAUGCAGAUUCAAAUAGUGUUCGUUGAUCAAAUCAAUAAAAUCUUUAGAAGUGCUCAGUUAUUGGGUUUGAAAACCCGUAAAUGUUUUAGUAGUUCAUCUAAAUUUUAAAGAUAUUGAAGGAGGGGCAAAAUAUUGAGGUACGAAAAAGUCAAGUGAGAAAAAUGCAAGAGGACACGUCUUCCUAGCUUCCUCUUGGUGAGGUGAGAACUUCACGGUGAAAGCAUAUUCGUACCUAUUCUAUACUACAGUUACUGAAAGGAUACACGCACAUCGAUACAAAUUUGGACAGAAGCGCAACAGCACGUCUAGACCGAAAGAUUGCUCUGAACUAUAACAUUCGCGCAUGUAGCAAUUACGCCUUCAAAUCAUACAGCAACUGGUCGUAGCUGUAGGUCGUCUCAACCGAGUACUAUCACCGACACAACUGCAAUUACACAUAUCUGUAGCUACGUCCAACUGCGGAUAGCAGCCUCGAUCGACAGCACCAUAGGUUCCACCGGGCAACGAUGAAGUUUUCAAUCCCGCUUCCAGGCGGCGGUACCGGACUGACACUAUUCUCCAAAUUAGUGCGAACCAAGGACCUUCGCAAGCUUCAGGGCGAAGAUCCGAGAAGUACAAAGCCAAAAUUAACGAAAUGUCUAACCACACUCGACCUAACCUCACUAGGAGUGGGAUCGUGCUGUGGCACCGGUAUGUAUCUAGUGGCCGGUUUGGUAGCGAGAAACAUAGCAGGUCCCGGUGUAGUGCUUAGUUUUAUCAUAGCGGCCAUAGCUAGUAUAUUUUCAGGCGCCUGUUAUGCAGAGUUUGGCGUCCGGGUGCCACACACUUCCGGCUCGGCGUACAUGUACUCUUAUGUGUCGGUAGGAGAGUUUGUUGCGUUCGUUAUCGGAUGGAAUAUGAUAUUAGAAUAUUUAAUUGGUACGAGUGCGUGUGCCUGUGCGUUGAGUGCAAGCUUCGAUUCGCUGUCCGGGGGCUCCAUCAGCAGGAGCGUAGCGUCCGCCGUGGGGACGAUUUUUGGGCGCCCACCGGAUUUCAUCGCGUUCGGCAUCACAAUGGUGAUGACGUUUGUGCUGGCGCUGGGAGCCAGCAAAUCGGUGCUCUUCAACAACGUCCUCAACACCAUAAACCUCGCAUCGUGGGUGUUCAUCCUGACGGCUGGGCUGUUCUACGUAGACACCUCCACGUGGUCGGAACAUGAGGGUUUUCUACCAUACGGCUGGAGUGGGGUGUUUACGGGUGCUGCCACCUGUUUCUACGCCUUCAUCGGGUUUGACAUUAUCGCUACGACGGGCGAGGAAGCGCACAACCCGCAGAAGAGCAUCCCGAAGGCGAUUGUUGGAUCGUUGUUGAUUGUGUUGUUCGUGUACGUCACCAGCAGUCUUGUGCUGACGUUAGUAGUUCCCUACGACCACAUUGACAAGGGUUCCGCUCUGGUUCAGAUGUGGACCUACGUGGGUGCACCCAAGUGCCGAGGGCUGGUUGCACUAGGAGCCACAGCAGGGCUCAGUGUAGCCAUGUUCGGUUCGAUGUUCCCUAUGCCCCGAGUGAUAUACGCCAUGGCGCAAGACGGUCUUGUAUUUAAAAUGCUCUCCCAAUUGUGGGAACGUACCGGGGUGCCCGGAAUCGCUACCAUCGGAAGUGGUUUGGCAGCCGCACUGGUUGCGUUGACCGUGAAACUGGAAGUCCUGGUGGAGAUGAUGUCCAUUGGUACAUUACUAGCGUAUACUUUGGUGUCGACGUGUGUCCUUAUUCUACGCUAUCAGCCGCAUAGCACAUCGUUAGUGGAUCUACUGCCGGCACAGUUACGGACACCACAACCUCCUAGUACUCCGGAUCCUACGACUAAGCAACGUGUGAAAGGAAACAUAAUGGUGAAGAAAAUCGUCAGAACAUCACCUGACUCAGAUGAUAGUUUCGGAGAUGAUAGCCCCGAUGGGUUCAUGGGUCGCGACGAUCAGUUUCUGGUAUCGGAUAAAUCAGAAAAUAAGUUCUACGGUGCUGUGCAUGGUGCUCCGCAGGGUGGUUCGAAUCCAUUUACACUGUGGGGUUUUGGAUACAUCGGACGGAAAAUCGAGCAAUACUCCUAUCUAUGCCCUGGAUUGUUCCCUUGGGUAAAUCCUGGACCAGCAACACACGAAAGCGGAAUGUUCGUCACAAAAAUGGUAGGCUUAAUGUAUGCCUGCAUAUUUUUCUUGGAUCUGUUCAUGGCCAUUGGGAUUACUGGUUCCUUAUUUGCGUUGAUUUACACCGCCUUAGUACUAAGUAUUUUAAGUAUCCUAGUGGUGAUCUCACGGCAACCCCAGAACCGGUAUGCUCUUCCCUUCCUAACGCCAGGACUUCCAUUCAUUCCAACAGUAGCGAUCACGGUGAACGUAUAUCUAAUAUUUAAGCUAAGUAUACUGACGUUAGUGCGGUUUACGGUUUGGAUGACGCUCGGUCUCAUCAUGUAUUUCUACUACGGAAUCACUCACAGUUCGCUGGAGAAUCCGGAAGAAGAGUUCGAACUUACAGUGGACGGCAACGGUCAGCAUCCGUCAGCAGGACAGCAGUCCAAUCUUAAAGUUCCUUCACAAAGCAAUCAUCGAACCGAACCGACAGCAGUCUGGGACCGGCACGGAUACGAAAAUCGCAUGGCGACAAAUGAUGAUGGCGAAUUGCAGUGGGGCUCCGGUCCGAAUUCGACCAAUAGUUGGAAUCCAAACAAUGCGUGGGGUGACACAACUAUUUAUGACCCUCCUCGUCAGCAGCAGCCACCGCGUCAACAGAUCGCACAGACCAACAUCUUCCAGCCACCGCCGACACAACAGCGACCAGAGACGAAAAAGGACGGUUUCGGAUUGUUCUAUCAGGAAACCUCCAGUUAUCCCACGUGGGACGACUAAGGAUCGUUCCCAAGGGCUGCCCCCUCGUCAUUUUCAUCCCCAUCAGCUGUACAGACACGCGAGAGAGCAUUUGGAGGACUGAACGCGAUGAAUUUAUCGGGAAAGCAAUCAUCACCCAUCAUUAUCUGUGUUGUUACCAUUUACCACAUUAGACAUCCAGGCAGUUGUGGCGGCGGGCAACAUGUGCUUGUACAAGUUGCAAUAUAUAUAGUAGCAAAUAGUAUACCAUUUGGCGGUUAAUCAUAAAGGGUGAGAAAGCGUAACAGAUUACCGCGGUUUUGUGUUGAUUUGUGUGAGAUGGUGGCGGAUUGGAUUCUUUCACGCAUGAUUCCGGAGCUGGGCAAUCCUGUUCAUUUUUUUGGGUGCUACCAGCGCCACUUUUAAUGGGCCCCGGGACAUAAUUUAUUUAUGUGCUUCUUACUAACUAAAUGACCUUUUUUUUGCUCGGUGGGUCUUAUCAAGGCCCCCCAAGACCGUGGGUCCGGGGGCACGUUCCCCCACUGCCCUCUGUAAAAGCAACCCUGGGUGACACGAAAUUUUACAGAUAUUGGCAUGUUAGGAACUGCACAUUGAUUGAAUGUAAAGUUUUUUUUUCGUUAUCUGUCUGCUCAAAACAAAGAAUGAAAAUUCAUUGACAGCAUUUAUUUCUGCGAGCUAUGAAUGUGCCAUACCCGAAGCAGUAAAAGAGUUGGAGUCGAGUCGCCCUAGGACGGAUAGACCUUUAAAAUCGAAUGUUGACAGGUUUAUAAGUCGCUUCCAAAUAAAAAGCCGUCCAUCUCUUGUAUUGUUAGAGGUAAAAGCGUUCUUUACAAUAUCUUGAUAGUUAUGUAAUCUAUCAGGAAUUCGGCUAAUUUUGAUAGAUCUCAUGAGAAUCUUUCUGCUGAAUACUUGAUUGUAUAAAAUUUCCUGAAACCUGUAUUUCAGAACUCAUCAUUUUAGCAAAUUAUAUGCCAAAAUGGACUCAUCUUCAAAAAACUAUUCUCCGGAGUGAACGUCUACCAGAAAAAAAUCCCUUGCUAAUGAUACUGUAGUUGAACAGAGUGUGUGUGUGCUAAUGACAUAAAUGAAAAGAUUAUUGUUUCUCAAACUCAUAUAUCGGAUUUCAUAGUAUUUCCCUAAGCGGAAAAAAAUCAGCUCGAACGCAAAUUGUCUGCGCAAUUUGGAACAAUUCAAAAGAUAAAGUAAAAUCUAUUAAAUUUGGCAAAUCUAAUUACAUUCUCAAAAGCACUUACAUUAAAACAAUAUUAAAUACACUUCCGGAAUGUGUCUGCAUGCCACAUUCUAUUUGAUCUAUCUGAUUUUUAAAAGUAAUUUUACAAUAUCAGAUGGACUGUUACAUACACACCAAUUUGCGUCCUCUCAUUUUACUACUAACGACACACAUGAAGGCAUGGAUUUGUGCACUUAGUUAUAUCACCUUUUGACGACAUUAUGUUGUAAUUGAAAAAGGACCUUCAGUCCUUAUCACGCUUCAUCAAACGCUGAUUAUCUGUCAUGAGAGCGUACUUUGACUCACCAUCAAAAUCUUUGAUUGAACGCAGCUUUGGUUAAAAAUUAGUCCCUUGAAACCCGAUUCUCAAUACCUUCCGUCGCAUUGGAUAAAGUUCUUAAAGUGCAACGGAAGUACAACGUUAUAGUUCGUCGUACAGAAAUCGUAGUCAUUGUUUCAUUUCCUAGGUCACUGCAGAUUGUAUCUGAUUAUAUCAACGGUCCACUCGCAUCCUCUCAUUCUGCUACCACUGCGGUAGGCGAUAGCAGCCAGUUGACACCGGUCAUAAAGAAACGACACAGAAAAGUGCAUAAGGAGAGUUUCUACGUUGAGUCUUUCCAUUUGAUGACAACAUGAUUACUAUGAUUGUGACAUCUUGUGGUCAUAAAUUUUCCCUUUUAUGAUCGAACGGAAAUAACGGAAACGAACGCACACAUAUUUCUACGCACAACACGAUACAUUAAUGCACACUUCCUUAAAAAUGUAGAUUUUUUAGAACAUUGAAUCGAUCAACCAACUGAAUCGUAGUAGAUGCUUUCCUGACUGUCAUGUUAGACAUCUCUGUUUUGUUCCAUUUAUUUUUUGCAAAAAUCCGUCCAGCCGCCAUCGCUAUCGCCAUCGUGCACGUUUGAACGCUACUCGCCAAAGAAAUACCAAUCAGCUGUUUUCACCCGCAAAAUGUGAUAUUCUCUAGUGAAAUAAAAUGGAACAUAUCCUUAGUUUAAAAUAAAUUCAACAAUUUUUGUUAUUAAGUACUGCAAUAGAUGUAAAAUGAUUGAACUAUCAGAAUAAUUUUAAGCAACGUUAUUGCAGAUAGUUUUCAAACUAUAAAGUUUAGAAUCGUUUAAUGUGGACUGUUAGUUCAUGACACGUUUUCCUAAAUCAAGCUUAUUUGAUUAACUUUUUUGCGGAUGCUAUAAGGCAUGUGAAGUAGGUACUAUUCCAUGGACGAAAAUUUAAAUUUAAAAUACGACCGAUAUAAGUACACUGUAAAAAUUAUCACAAAACUGAAGCAAAAUGAACAAUUGAAUCUGAACAAAGCUAGUUAACUCAUUACGGAAGGCCAUUCGGGGAAAAUGAAUUCAGAGAUGUUAGCUAGUAUUUUCUAGUACAUUAGUAAUAUACCACUGGAGGAAAUGACACAAGUUUCAUGGUGAUUGGUUCUAAACCUGGUCGCAAGUGGAACCUGUGUAGAACAACAGAACUGAGUGGUUUGCUUUGUGUUACAGUUCGAAGAAAAAUACGGUAGAAUAAAGCGAGCAAUAACGACCAGUUGUAGGAGAGUAAUACAUGAAAUGUUAUAUUUCACCGGUAUUAUGUGUGUAGGAAAAUUAAACUAAAGAACACAACCUAAUACACCUAAACAGGAGAAUCAUAAGAAAAAAAAACCUAUAUACACUAGACGAGCAGAGAUUGAAAUCAGCAUCUUUCAAUAAAUUAAGUGAUAUUUUACUGUUGAUAUUGUUGAUUAAAGUGUAUUUAUUAUAAUUAUUGCAGUUGAUAACAAAACAGAAAAAGCUGAAGCUGACGAAUGGAAACGGUUGUUGAAGUUUGUGAAAUGAUGCGGAUAAGUAUGUAAUAAAUGAUUGAUGUGACAGCGUUUUGCUUAAAUGAAAACAUAUAUUCUGAGUACAACUUUUCACACAGAUUUCAUUUCACUGCUAAACUGAUGAAACUGAUCCCAUCUCAACUGGAAACAAAACGGAACUAUUUAUGAGAACGAUAGCAUAUUGUAAACAGAACAUAUUUUAUCCCUCCGUUUCUUCCAUAUGCAAAACCGGUAUUGAAUCAAUGAUCAACUAUCACCAAUUCUGUCUGCCAGAACACAGAAAAAACAAUUCGAAAACUACAGCCAGGAUUUUUAAUAAAUAUUCUUUACAAACGCAAACAAGCACGGCACGAAAGGAAGCUUUGCCCAGGCUUACUCAUUUUCGAACAAGAACAAAUGAACAAAACUAAGUUUUAACUUUUCUAUGUGUGAUAUUUAUCUAUAUACAUAUAUACAUAAAAGACAUAAAACAAAGAUAUUGCAUAUUGCAGACUUAUUGACUCUAUACAUUACUAAACACACUCAAGACACAGAAAUCAUUAUUCGUGUUCGAUAAUGUUACGAUCUAAUACUUCAUCGAUAUAUUUAGACAACAUAUAAUACAAGAACCGAACAAAUAUUUAGCUUAAAACUCCAUUAGUCAAAUGUCAACUAAACUCACCGUACAAAAAGUAGAAGGCAACGGAUAAUGGAAGCUAAUCAAACUAAGCAAACAACUAAAACAAACUCAUUUCAAGUAUAGUUAGUACAUAUUUUCAAAUUCUCCACGAUGAACAAAACGCAUUCAAAUCUUCUAGGUGUUUGUAUAAAUAUACAUAUGUAAAAUUGCAUCUGCUAAAUUAUUAAAACAAAACAAAAUCAAUCGAUAAUGUGUUGUCAUACACAUACUCACGUACGCAAAACAAGUAUUAGAAAAACAACCAAGUUUGUUGAGUUAUUGAAAAAAAAAAACAACUAGUAAGGACGGUAUUACUAAGAUUUAUCUCACGACAAAAUGACAUCUAUUCAACAAAUAAAAUUAAUCAUUAGUGCAGCAGCAGAACAAAGCAAGCAUACAAUCCAAAAUUGGCCGAAUCACUAAACGAAGUACGAACAAAUCAUGAAACAACAGAAUUGCUCGAAACGAUAUCUAGCGACGGAAAAUAUCUGACAUUAGUUAAAAUAUUCGGCAAGAGACAAAUAUAAAUGCAAUAAAAGAACAAA
Malaya genurostris is the source of this 7524-nucleotide messenger RNA. Its product is annotated as high affinity cationic amino acid transporter 1. The record is from RefSeq and is a predicted model, not a curated record. Gene Ontology annotation, biological process: amino acid transport; transmembrane transport. Gene Ontology annotation, molecular function: amino acid transmembrane transporter activity. NCBI's taxonomy places the organism in Eukaryota, Metazoa, Arthropoda, Insecta, Diptera, Culicidae. The transcript has 12 exons. Gene Ontology annotation, cellular component: plasma membrane. Bases 908 to 3283 code for a protein of 791 amino acids.